Messenger RNA from Nematocida ausubeli, 2238 nucleotides. RefSeq lists its product as uncharacterized. The coding region runs from base 1 to 2238 and encodes 745 amino acids. Gene Ontology annotation, molecular function: alpha,alpha-trehalase activity. Gene Ontology annotation, biological process: trehalose catabolic process. The record is from RefSeq and is a predicted model, not a curated record. NCBI's taxonomy places the organism in Eukaryota, Fungi, Microsporidia. The transcript has a single exon.
AUGAAAAAAGAAUACUUCACUAUAAUACUAGCUAUAUUGGGCCUUACACUCUCCCAGAAAAGAGUAUCCUGUGCAGCGCCCUCUACUGAGCGUAUAGUCCAAAUUGCACGCCAUAAUAUCACAGAACAACAACAAAAAAACCUUUUUAUAACGGCAAAAAAUCAUAAAACAAAAAUUUUCUCAAAAGACGCAAAUAAUCUAGCCUGGAACCUUUUCAUUGACUUAUGCUUCCAUACAGAACAAGAAGAUGAAAAGACCAUCCCAGAUUUAGUCUGGAAUUACAGCAUAAAUAGAACAAUCACAGAAUACAACAAGAUUAAGCCUAAGAAUAAGACUAAAAUAACAGAAUUUUCCAAAAAAUAUUUUAAAAAAUCAAAAUCUGAUAUAACCCGAUAUAACCCGAUUAUAACCCGAUAUAACCCGAAUUAUAAAGAAAUGCUAGCAGGCGUACGCCGUAUAUGGAAGGCACUAAUUAAAAACCCAAAUAAAAAUAGAAUGAAAAGCAUAAUUCCCCAAAGAAGGAAUAUAGUUGUCCCAGGGGGAAGAUUCCAAGAGGCAUAUUACUGGGAUUUCUUCUGGAUGGAAAAAGGCCUAAUUAUAUCUAAAGAUGAAAAAACCGUUAAAAAUAUGCUAGAUAAUUUUGCAGACCAAAUUAACGUAUUCGGGUUUAUUCCUAAUGGCACCAGAUGGUACUACACUAAUAGGUCACAGCCCCCAUACUUCACACAGAUGUUAUUCGAGUCACUUGAUGAAUUUAAGAAAAUCAGGGAAAUUGUACGGACAGGCGGGGGUAGUCAUAAAGUGAAAAGUACACCAGGAAUAGAAAAUAUUUCAAAAAAGAUAGAUAAGCUAGGGAUAAAAGAUAAUUUAAAAAAAUUAAGAAAAUUAACUGGAAGUGCAGUAAUUAGUAAGGGCAUUAAGGAUAUAACACAAAAUACACUGGAUAUUGAAGAUAGUAAGGAUAUUCCAUUGAGUAAUGAAGAUAUAACGGAAAAUACAUUGAGCGGUGAAAAUUUUUAUAAAAAUAAUUUACAAAAAACCGUUAUAACUGAAAACACUGAAAACACUGAAGAUAAUCCACAAAAACCCGUUAUAAUCCAGCAACCCCUAAUUAGAACGUAUUACUCUGAGGCCCUUAAUAAUAUCGAUGUGAAUAUAUCUAAUUAUAACCUAAAUGCAGCAGAUAAAGAAUUUAUUUUUUGGAUAAAAAACAGAACCGUAAAAGUAAAAGAUAAUUUAGGAAAAUCUCACAUACUUUUUAGAUAUAGCCCUGAUACGGAUAGCCCCAGACCUGAAAUGUUUAUCUCAGAUUUAAUUUCAAAUGAAAAUUACAAGCUAAUGGGUAAUGGCACGUACUACAAGCACAUCACGGCAGCCACAGAGUCCGGAUGGGACUUCUCAAAAAGAUGGAGAAUUUUUGAUGAAAAAUCAAAAAUGUACGGUUUUUUAAAUACAAAAAAUAUAAUUCCUGUUGAUUUAAACAGUAUUUUCGUUAAAAAUGCACGUUUAUUGCACCUGGCAUACAAGAAAAAAGGCAAAUACAACAAGAAAAAGGCAGAAUUCUACCAAGCACAAGCGAAUCAACUAGCAAAUUCCAUUGACACCUUAAUGUGGGAUGAAAAUUCCAGCAGAUGGAGAGAUAUAAUAUUAGUGAAAAAAAAAGACGGUUAUUUUUCAGAGAAAAAAAAAGACAAAGCAUUCUACCACAGUGACUUACACCCAUUAUACAUGGAUAUAGUGAAUGACCCACAGAAUAAUAUCCUAAAUGCCAACAAAAAGUACAUUUGGACGCAUAAUAAUAGACUACCUUGCACUAGCACAAAUAAAUCAGAGAUAACCCGGAAUAACCCGAUUAAACCCGAUCAAAAUCUAAGCAUAAAAUGCACCCUAGAAGAUGCUGUAUACAACGAACAUAUAAAGAAUGAUCAGUGGGAUGGGGAUAAUGUAUGGCCACCCUUAGUCCAAUUGACUGUGGAAUAUUUAAUACGCUCUGGUAAUAUAUCACUGGCCAAGGAGGUUUCUGUCUCUUACGCCCUGGAAAUGCACAAAUAUUACAGUGUACAUAAUAGUCUACCUGAGAAAAUAGAAUACGUUAAGAAUUCAGGUGAAUAUUCAGUGCAAGAUGGAUUUGGAUGGAGCAUAGGGGUGCUGCAAUGGAUGGACUACGUAUUCGGGGAAGAAUUAGGGAAAGAAGUGGACAAGAGAAUACAUGAAAAUGCAGGAGGAAGCAGGGAUUAA